GAAGAUGCUAAAGUUCAUCAGUCUUCUGGUUCCAUGUUUGGUCUGGGGAGCUGGAACAAUGCGAGAGAGCAUCCCAAUGCAAACUCUACACUGCUAUCCUGAUAACAACUCUCUUACAACUUGCACAUGGAUGGAAUGCUCAGAGGCUCAUCAAUUCCUGAAUGUGACUUUGAACUUUAACCACAGCCACGAAAAGAACAAAGAAAUGACCUGCGCAUUCCACAAAGGUGAAAACCACACUAAGUGCCAGAACUUCACAAUGCACUGGGUGUGUCAAAGCCAUCUGAGGGCAAGUAACAUAGAAAAGUACAAGUUUAAAGCUGACCUGAACCUGCAGGCAGAGCUAAAUGUCUACCUGUUUCAGAAUGUUCAGCCCCUUCCACCGCAAAACCUUUCAGUCAGAGAGAGUUCAGGAGACUUCUUGCUGACCUGGACAGCAGCUGAAGGAAGCCAAGGGCUGGGCAAUGCACUGGAGUAUGAAGUCACUUACAAGCGGGAGUGGGAGUCCUGGGAGAAGGCUGUGUCACGCUUGCUCUCCAACACCACACGUUGCCAUCUCAGCCACCUCAUGCCAGGGAGCCGAUACGUUGCCCGUGUGCGAGCCAGAGCAGAGCAGGCCAGAGGCUUCUCUGGGCCGUUCAGCGAGUGGAGCACGGAUGUGUCCUGGGAGACCCCUGAAGGCUGGGAACACAUUCAACCCAGAAACCUUCGCUGCCUUUUCAAUGGUGCAAAUCUUCUGACAUGCAGCUGGGAAGUGAAGAAGGUGAUCACCACCUCUGUCAUCUUUGGCUUGUUCUUCAGGGCCACUCCAGCAUCCACGGAAGAGGAGUGCUCUCCUGUGUACGAGAAGGCCUUGCCCCACAUUCCCUAUGUGGUGCAGAGCUGUGCGAUCCCUGUUAGCAACAUCAGCAGUCAGAGCCAGUACCACGUGUCUGUCCGGACCAAGACGGAGGAGAAACAGAUUGAAGCCUACAAGAACAUCAAGGUGCUACCCCCAACAAAUCUAACAGUGACAACGAAUAAAGAUGGAGAUUAUGAGCUGAGAUGGACAAAGCGUACACCUAGAAAACGGUGUUAUGAAGUGGAGUACUGGAAAACCAGCCAAAAAGAAAAGGUUACCAGAAUGACUAUCAAUGAUGAGCCUUACUUCCUACUGCGGGAGCUGGAGCCAUCCACAUCUUACACCAUAAAAAUGCGUGCAAAGCUGCAUGAUAGUGAGGGGCUUUGGAGCGAAUGGAGUGAGGAGUUCACCUGGAAAACCGACAGUGUUCUGUCACCAGUGCUUCUACCAGUGGUGCUGACAGCUCUCACCAUCACUUUGCUAAUAGUUACUUAUUACAGCUAUAAGUACUUCCUCAGGCAGAAGAAAUUGUGGGAGGAAAAGAUUCCAAAUCCUGGGAAGAGUCUGAUGAUCCAGAGCUACUUGGGGGCAAGAGGGACCUGUACCUUACAGGGUGCCCCUGCAAGUACAACAUGGAGUUAUUCUCAGGAAGCUGUCAGCCAACUGCCAGCCAGCCAGGUGGGCUUCAGUGGGCAGGACACUUCUGAGGGGGUGGAGGAGAUUAACUGCCUUCAAGUGCUGGAUGGGAUGAUUAAGAACAGUUCACCAGAGUUCUGUGGAACUAAGCCUGUGACAGAGAACGUUUCCCAUGGUACACUGGAUCUGCAAAUCUGUCAGACUUCUGAAGUGCCACAUAAAACCUCACUUUCGUCAGCUGCCCUUGUCAGCCCACUGAAUCAGAGUGCAGCAGCAUCUGGCCUGUUGGCCAGGCUUCCGUGCAAGAGUGCAGCUGAUGCAAGUACUGCUUCCCAGACAGCAAUCACAUGCUUCGCUUUCAAUGGUCCGUACUUGUACAGCCCAGCGAUGUCCUCCCAACCUGAGAUGCAUCAAACUCUUCAAGUGGACCCAGUGGGAAACCAAGAGAAAUCAGUGUCCCUUCAGGGGCAUGAGUCUGUUCCCAGGCAGCACGAGGCUACAGGAGCAGGUCCUCAGCAGCCUUUCCUGCUCCCAGACCAGAAGGAAAUGAUGUAGCACUUCAACAAUGAGAAAGAAGUCUCAACACUCCCUCCAGCCAGUGGGCAAGGCACGAAUGUGAAACCAGAAGAGCAGAAAUCUCCAAAGGCUCUUGGCUGUGUCAUGUCCCCUCACCAGUGCCCCUCAGAGUGUAUCACCACAGACCGCCUCUUGCUGCCAUCGGCCAGUGACUCCACACAUCUGCUUUGCCACCCCAGUGACCACUCUUGCCAUGAGUUUGCUCCUGGGAAAUCUGGUGUCACGGUCCCAGUUUCAGGUCAAGCCCCAGUCUUUUUUCCUGAAUCUCACCUGAAUGCAUUUGGGGACUACCUUGUUGUCCCUUCAGGUCUCCAUGGACCUUCAGAACCCACAAAAAAUGUCCUUACUUACUUCUUGAAAAUGAACCAAAUUUGUGAAGAACCUGUGUUGGAGAACAACAUAGUCAUGUUUAACCCUGGCACUACCAUGAUAGUUUUCCUCCACCGUGGGAAACUGCUACCUUGUUCCCUGCCUAAAAUCUAAUGAGAAGGUGCAAAUGAGUCAGAAAGAUCCCGUAGUAAAUAAGUGUUGGGCAUUCAUUGUAAGUUUCAGAUAGCUUAUACACAGUGGAGGAUCCAUCAGCAGCACAGAGUAAAAUGUACAGAGUAUUGAGGUCAUCCAGAUCUUCAGAAAACUGAAGGUAUUACAGAAAUGAAAGGAGACAGCUUUGU
This is a messenger RNA of Oxyura jamaicensis (ruddy duck), 2724 nucleotides long. RefSeq names its product cytokine receptor common subunit beta-like. Gene Ontology annotation, biological process: cytokine-mediated signaling pathway; immunoglobulin mediated immune response. The record is from RefSeq and is a predicted model, not a curated record. Gene Ontology annotation, molecular function: protein binding; cytokine receptor activity. NCBI's taxonomy places the organism in Eukaryota, Metazoa, Chordata, Aves, Anseriformes, Anatidae. Gene Ontology annotation, cellular component: external side of plasma membrane.